UGGGCAAAGUAAUCCUAUCUACAAGGCAGAGAAGAAAUUGGAUGAUCGUGCUCGAGAUACGAUUAGCCUGCGUCUGAGAAUUUCUCAUUUGCUCUGUGCUCUUAUUUCGAAGGCAUUUACCAUCAUGAUUGCCUUCAGUAGGAUUGUUAUGUCACUUCUUAGACAUGUUAAGGCUGAUAGAAAUCUGAUGAUGCGAUAGCUUUUUGGGUCCGUUAGCCAGGCUAGUUGGCUAGCAGCAAGUUAAAGAUAGCACUAGCUCAGGCAAAGCUACACUGGGACGGUUGCUAAGCUACAUAGCCGGGCUGCAGGCGUCACUUGCAACGCCAUUUAUAUUUUAUGUGUGGUUAAAACACCCCGCCGGCAUAAGGUGAAGAUGCUUAUUGUUCCUCAUUACUGAAGACCGCCCCUGUGUCUGCUAACGUUAGCUAGUCGGGCUUGGUAAGACUAUGGCAGACGAAAAUACUCAGUUCUGCGGCAACUGCAAACAUGACAUUCCGGAAGCAAAUUUCACUACCCAUGAGAUCCACUGCCGAAGAAACAUUGCACUUUGUGAUGUCUGCCAGGAGCCGGUGCCACGCUCAGAUCUGCAGGAGCAUAAGCAGCAGGAACAUAGCCAGAUUACUUGCAAAUGUGGACUCAAGAUAAAUAAGAAUCAAAUUGAAGUUCACCAGAACUCUGACUGCACUCAGAAGCUGGUGGCAUGCCAGUACUGUGAAUUGGAGAUUGCCUACAGUCAAGCCAGAGAGCAUGAAGAUUACUGUGGAGCUCGCACUGAGCCCUGCCCACAGUGCAAGUGCAAUAUCAUGUUGAGGGAAAAAGCCCUGCAUCCAAUGCUAUGUGGUAGUCCCACACUGCUCCAAGAGAGGAACAACAGCUACUCCAGUCGCAGUCCGGCAGACCUGCAGCCUCCGGGGUCCUGGUUUGACGGCCACUCCAUCCGAAACACCCUAAGAACCGAAGAGCGAGGACUCAAGGAAAAUAACCUCAGUGCAGCAAAACGUCAGGUCUUUCCCCGCGCUUUUGAGUCCACUUUUUAUAACGCUUCAAGACAAGGCAGCGCAGACUGGAAGAAUAUCGCCCCAAGGAAUAUGACAUCCAGCCGAUUAGCUGAACAGAGCGACAUCCUGAAUCGCAGCAGUGCAUGGCCAAUUCAAGACGAGGAUUCAUCAGGCCUCGACUACAUGCUAGCGCUCAGCUUGCAAACAGACGGAGAGUCCAUGACUGGUGGUGGAGAGGCCAAUCUGUGGAGUGACAUCUGGGACCACACAAAGACGUCCAACAGUUCCGUCGGCUGUCAACUUCCUACAUCCAACAACAAUUACCCAAACUUCCCCUCUCGCACAAGUGCCCUUCUCGACCGUGAUCAAACAGACAUCAUGCUUCCCUGUGAGUUUUGUGAAGAGUUGUUUCCUGAAGAGGACCUCAUUUUGCAUCAGACUGGCUGCAGCCCCGCAUCCGCUUUUGCGUCCUUCAGUAAGCAGCCACCGUCCCCCCCUAAAGAGGCCAGGAAUCCAGCAGGAAUGAUGCGCAGCCUCCCUAACACGCUAGCGUCCAACAUCCCCACCUUCCCAGGCUCCGUCUCGCCAGUUUCUUACAGUCCACCAGCCAGUCCACUAGAGGGCGACGUUGUGAUUCCAUGUGAAUUUUGUGGCGUUGCACUGGAAGAGGCUGUUGUCUUUCAUCAUCAGGACAAAUGCGAUAUGCGUCCUCAGACUGCCUUUCCACUGAACAAUAUAACAAAAGCAUCUUUCAAAAAAAAUCCUGCAAAGGACGCGUUUGGACGAACCUCUCCAGAUUUUCACAGGAGAAUAAAGCACCAAGGUGAUUUCUUGGACGAAGAUCUUGGAUUGGUUGGAGACGCACCGCCAGGACAAAACCAAAGGGAGUGGCAGAGAGGCUACAUUGGGCGGCCAAGUCAGCGAAAAACAUCCAACUGUGAGGUUUCGGCACAGACAAGAGCUCAGCAUGGCAGAGAAUUGGAAGGGGAGCUGUCGUCAUUCUCGGACUCUGACAAGCCAGGUUCUGAUUAUCUAAAGGGACUACAUUUAACAGAGAACAAAGAGGGGCGAGGAACCAGAAGGAAUGUGUUUACAAAGCUCCCUAAGAAGCAGAAUGAAGAUCAGCAGGAGGAAUGAGAGCUGCAACUUGUGGCGAGAAAGAUGUUUAUUCGCUCUCUGCUUUUUAUUUCUGUCCAUGUUUAAAAAUCUUAAAUAUAUCUGAUAAGUGCCUGUGUCAUCAGCAACACAACUCUACAUUUAACUGUCUACGGUGAUUUGAUUUUGCGAUGAAUAUUAUACAUUUGUCUCAGCUGAUCGUAACAUUGUUUUGUUGUAAGCGUUUUUUAAAUUCACCGUCCCGAAUUUGAAUAUUUCUUCUUCUAACCUUAAUAUACUCUUCAAUUAGUGUGUUUUUCUACUGUUGAAUAUUCUUUAGUACUUUAGCUAAUAGUUGAUGGAUUUCAUUGUAUCCUGAGAAGUGUCAUGUUGCGGUUACUUUUUCAGCUGUCUUCUGUUUCGUCUUUAUUUACGUAUGCGUCAUUUUCAGCCAAACUAAAUGAUUUAAAAAUAAGGUUUUAUAUCAAAGAAAUGCAAUUACAGGAUACAAUGUGCCACAAAUGUCUGAAGAUCUGCAGCAAAUCAUUUUUUAAGAGAAAAGAUUAAUUCUGAUUAAAAUGUAUGAGUGUUAUUCAUACCAGAGAGGACCAAGUAAAUGGUGAAAUCUCCUGGUUUGGCGUUUCUUCAUGCAUGUUGAUGAUCAUUAUCUGUGUACUGCAACCAAUGUCAAUGCUCUCAGCUCUGUGACUCUUUGGGUGUUUUGUAAUGUCAAUAAAUGUUCACGGCUACA
This is a messenger RNA of Hippocampus zosterae (dwarf seahorse), 2844 nucleotides long. It is a transcript of the gene trafd1, whose product is annotated as TRAF-type zinc finger domain containing 1. Bases 447 to 2135 code for a protein of 562 amino acids. Lineage: Eukaryota; Metazoa; Chordata; Actinopteri; Syngnathiformes; Syngnathidae. The record is from RefSeq and is a predicted model, not a curated record. The transcript is spliced from 12 exons.